ACCCAAGUCGCGACGCAUUAGAUAAAUAUUAAUAAAUUAAUAAUAGUUAUUAUUACCGAUAAUAUAAUAUUACUAUUAUUAUUCUCCGUUCGUUAUCGUUUCAAUCGGCUUCGCGUCGCUUUCUCGUGUCAUAUCGGUUCGCGUCGACUCUGUCCGUCCCGGCCUACGUUAUUACAUCAAAUUCGUCAGUUCCACGGAGGUUUUUGUUCCCACUCAUCGACGGAGGUUUCCAGUACUGCUUCUCUGUCACUGUUGUUGCUGCUGCCCGGCGAUCGCUCAGUGUGUUUGUCGGCGUCCUGUUGGAGUUUGGUCCGAUUCAUUGCUACGCUGGUACCCGGCCGUCGUUUCGCCGCCAACAAUUAUUUUGUUCGGAUUUCUCGUGAAAUGGCUACGAUUAACUUGGAUUCCAUUUUACCAUGGCCGGAAUACUAUAGACAGGUGUUGAACAGCACGACUAAACCAGCAUUUUUGAAACCCAUUGAUGGUCCAAAACCAGAAUUUAAUAAGGAGUUGAAUGAAAAAGUAUCUUUGUAUCAAGGUGAUCUAACAAAAUUAGCAAUAGACGUUAUUGUCAAUGCAGCCAAUUCUAAGUUAGCUGGUGGUGGAGGAGUUGAUGGCGCUAUUCAUAAAGCUGCUGGGCGAGAACUUCUGGAGGAAUGUGCUACAUUAAAUGGUUGUAAAACAGGUUGUGCCAAAAUCACCAAAGGGUACAAACUCCCAGCAAAAUAUAUUAUACAUACAGUUGGACCAAAAGGAGAAAAUGCAGAAGAACUGCAAUCAGCUUAUCAAAACAGUUUGGAUUUAGCUGUUGAAAAGAAGUUAAGAACAAUUGCAUUUCCAUGUAUUUCUACUGGCGUAUAUGGUUAUCCGCAAGAAGAAGCAUCCAUUGUUGCCUUGAAAGCUAUAAGAGACUUUUUAGAGCAUGAUCAUAACUUGAUUGAACGCAUAAUAUUCUGUGUAUUCCUUGAUACUGACAAAGAAUACUAUGAAAAGUAUCUACCGUUAUUUUUCCCCCUUGAAUAAAAUUAAUAUCAUGUAUUGUAAAAUAUACUAACUUUUUUUACAGCAUUAAAAGUAAUCAUUUAUACAUUGUUUUAAUUCGUUUUCCUUUUUUUAUAUUAUCAAUAUUGUAGUGUAUUAAUACAGUAUGUUAAUUGUUUAACUUUAAAAGCAUUUAAAUAUAUAUCAAUCUCAUUAAA
Messenger RNA from Rhopalosiphum padi (bird cherry-oat aphid), 1199 nucleotides. Its product is annotated as macro domain-containing protein CT2219-like. Gene Ontology annotation, molecular function: ADP-ribosylglutamate-[protein] hydrolase activity. The record is from RefSeq and is a predicted model, not a curated record. The coding region runs from base 385 to 1023 and encodes 212 amino acids. Lineage: Eukaryota; Metazoa; Arthropoda; Insecta; Hemiptera; Aphididae. The transcript has 8 exons. Gene Ontology annotation, biological process: DNA damage response; peptidyl-glutamate ADP-deribosylation; purine nucleoside metabolic process. Gene Ontology annotation, cellular component: nucleoplasm.